AUGAUACCAUGCUUGUGUUUGUAUUAUAUCAACUUGAUUAUUAUAGUUUAUUUAUUAGAAGUUUCAUUUUCUUUUUGUGAUGUAACUAAUAAUAAAAAGAACAUAAAAUCAAAUGGAUAUAAUGGAAAGACAAAUUACAUUCAUGUUAUAAAAGGAACACAACCAAUUUUAUCUGGUAAUUUUUUACAUAAAAAAAAUUUAGGAUUGCUAAAAAAAUAUAAUGACCAUAAUAAUGAAUUAAGAAUAGGUGAAAACGGUUUGGGGGAAAAAGAAAGAAAAGUUAAAGGAAAGAAAGAAGGAGCGAUUGAAGGUAAAGCCAAAGUAACGGAUGAAGGUAAAACCAAAGUAACGGAUGAAAGUAAAACCAAAGUAACAGAUGAAGGUAAAACCGAAGUAACAGAUGAAGGUAAAACCGAAGUAACGGAUGAAAGUAAAACCAAAGUAACAGAUGAAGGUAAAACCGAAGUAACAGAUGAAAGUAAAACCAAAGUAACGGAUGAAAGUAAAACCAAAGUAACAGAUGAAGGUAAAACCAAAGUAACAGAUGAAAGUAAAACCAAAGUAACAGAUGAAGGUAAAACCAAAGUAACAGAUGAAGGUAAAACCAAAGUAACAGAUGAAGGUAAAACCAAAGUAACAGAUGAAGGUAAAACCAAAGUAACAGAUGAAGGUAAAACCAAAGUAACAGAUGAAGGUAAAACCAAAGUAACAGAUGUAACAGAUGAAGGUAAAACCAAAGUAACAGAUGAAGGUAAAACCGAAGUAACAGAUGAAAGUAAAACCAAAGUAACAGAUGAAAGUAAAACCAAAGUAACAGAUGAAGGUAAAACCAAAGUAACAGAUGAAGGUAAAACCAAAGUAACAGAUGAAGGUAAAACCAAAGUAACAGAUGAAGGUAAAACCAAAGUAACGGAUGAAAGUAAAACCAAAGUAACAGAUGAAGGUAAAACCAAAGUAACAGAUGAAGGUAAAACUACGGGUAGAGAUAAAGAACAAACGAAAGAUGGCAAUUUAGGGAACCCAAAAAAUGUGGAAGAAAUCAUUAAAGAAAAAAAUAAUACUAUCAAGAGGAAUAAAAAUAACAACACAGAAAAUGUUACGACGUUAUUGAAUGAAUUCAAAAUUGAAAAAAAGGACAUGCAAGAAGAAAUAGAUGUAAGUCCUAACCAAGAUGACAGAGUAAAAAAAAAAGAAAUUUCAAACGAACAAGAAAUGUAUGUAGAAAAAAAAGAGGAAGAGAAGGCACUUGUUAAUAUAAGUGAAAUUAAAAGUAUAGAUGAAGAUAUAGUAAAUAGACAAGAACAUAUUACAACAAAUAAAGGAGUUGUAACCAAAAAAAAUGCAGUUCAUAUAAAUAAUGAUAUGAAUUCAAAAAAUUUCAUACAAGCAGCAAAUUAUUACAUACCAAACGCAAAACAUUAUAUUGUGAAAAAAUUACAAAAGAAAAAUCUUGAUUCUAAUAAGAGGCCUAACGUGAAAAAAGAAAUAUCAGAUAAAGAGCAAGUAACUGGAACAGAGGGGACUAGUACUGCAAUUGUAAACGUAAAUAUUGAUGACGCUGAAAAGUAUGUGUUACUACGGGAUGAGUACGUUGACAAGAAAGAUAAUGUAAAUGUAUACAGCAUGAAUGAUAUCAACACAACAUUAAAUAGUAUAAGUAAAGAGGUAGGAGAACAAGUGGGCAAAGAAGUAGGAAGUGAACUAAAACAGAAUAAGGAAGCUAAACAAAGUAAGAUAGUAAAAAAGAAUAAGGUAUCUAAGAGGAAAAAAGUAGCUAAAAAGAAUAAAGUAGCUAAAAAGAAUAAAGUAGUUAAAAAGAAUAAGGAAGCAAAACCGGAUGAAGGAGCUCAAGUUAAUAAAGAAACGGAGCUAAGUAAUGAAAGAAUGCAAGUAGAAAAAAAAGAGCUUGAAGAAAAAGAACAGAGGAAAGAAAUCCAAAUUAACGCAGACAAAAAUCUAAACAGAGAAAAACGAAUGAGCGAACAUUUUGAAGAACUGCUAUAUGAUGAUGAUGAGGAAGAGGAAGAUUUUGACGAAGAGGAUGAGGAAGAUGAUAAUGUAGUGGACACCGAGGAUGAGGUGGUAUAUGAAAACGUGGACGAAGAAGAAGAAGAGGAGGAGGAGGACAUCGAAGAAGUAAUAAACAAGCACCUUGAUGAACUGGAGGAACUGGAGGAUUUUAUGUUCAGUGGAAGUAGUAAUGACUUCAGUGAUAUCAGUAAUAAUAAUAAUAGUAACAAUAAUGAUAGUAACAAUAAUGAUAGUAAUAAUAAUGAUAGUAAUAAUAAAGAUAGUAAUAAAAGUAGUAUUGACGGUAGUUCUGAUAUAAGUAGUAGUGUUAGCAGCAGUGGUGAUAUUAGUAGUAUCGUUAGCAGCAGUGGUGAUAUUAGUAAUAUCGUUAGUAGAAAUGGAGAUAUUAGUAGUAUCCUUAGCAGUAAUGGAAAUAUUAGUAGUAUUGUUAGCUGUAAUGGUGAUAUUAGUAGUAUCUUUAUCGGCCUUGAUAAUAGCAGUAGUGGGAAUAUUAGAAGCGUUAGUAGUUGCCGCAUUGCGGGAGAAACUAGUGAAAAAGAAUACGGGAAAAGGGAUAGAUUUUGCUAUAAGACUAAAUACACGAAUGUGUACGUAAAAUAUAAAAAUGAGUUAAAGCUUUAUAAUAAGAAAUUAAAAGAAAAUGAUUUGAAUGAUUAUUAUGAUAAGAUCAUUAAAAGUAGGGAGUUAGUAGAUUUAAAUUAUAAGAAUGAAUAUGUAUUAAAAAUGAAAUAUCAUAAAGGUUAUGAUAUAUCUCUAAACAAUUUGCAUAUAGUAAAUGAACAAAAAAUAAGAGAAAAGUUAUAUUCCAAUUUUGUAGCUUCUAGUAAUGAAGAAGAUAAUGCUACAUUUCAAGAAGUAUGUUAUUAUGCAGAUUUAAGUAAAAUAGAUAUUGAUCCAAUUAUGUUUAAAGAAUAUUAUUUAAAAUCGAGUGUAUGUGAUGGAGAAUAUUUACCUUUAAAAAGUACACUAAUUGAAAAAAUCUGUUUUUUAUCAAAUCAUUUAAAGAAAAAUCCAUAUGUUAAUAGAAUAAAGAUAACAAGUAAGAAGUCUAUUUUAUAUCGUUUAUUUUUAAAUAUAAUAAAAACAUUUAAAAGGUUGUCUGUGAAACAGUGUAUUAAGAAUGUAGAAGAUUCAAACUUACUUGAUAUAUUAUUUCUUCUAAAUGAAGAAAUUGUGGAAGAAUCUAAAACAGAACAUAACAUAGGGAAAUGUUUAAAUAAUAUAAUAGAAAGACAUAAACAAUGGUAUGAUUUAAUAAAUUUUAUUAUUACAAUUAUGUUUGGUUGUGCAACAUAUUUAAAAGAGCAUUACUACUUAACGACAGAAGAAAAAAAUGAAAUAAUUGUAAAAGAACGAAUAGUAGAUUUACCUAUAUUUGAUUAUCUCAAUACAAAUAUUAUAGAUAUUUUUGUACCUAUUAAUUUUGAAAUGAAAUUUGAUAUAGAUUUACUUAAAGAUAUUUCAGAUGCUUCUGAUGAAAAAAGAAAAUUAUAUCAAACAUGGUAUGUUUGUUAUUUAUUUACACAUAAAGUAUAUCUUUUAUGCAAAAUGUGGAAUUUAUUAAAAAAAUGGGAGACCUCGAAAUUUGUUCCUCACCCAUGGUAUAUAGUUCAUGUUGGAAGUAUAUUAGCACCACAAAUAGUUAACUUGCAUAAUAUUGAUGAAGAUAAAUAUGUUUAUUUUAGAUAUAUUGAUCCAAUUCAACUUUUUAUAUCUUUUAAAAGAAGUAAAAGGUAUCCAAUACCAAAUUAUGAUAAAACAAAAUUUCACUUAGUUGAAAAUAUUAUCGCUUUUCAAGGUACAACUAGUCCUUUUAUGUGGGUUUUUAAUUUGAUAUAUGAAUUAAUUUCUUAUCCUUACUUAACAAAAGGAAAAGUACACAAAGCAUAUCUGUUUAUUUUUAAACGAGUUGUAAAACCCUAUUUACAUGUGUUAAAGAAAGAUAUACUUAACGAAAUUAAUGAUGAAAAAUCAAAAUAUACAAAAGAAAAUCCAUAUAUUAUUAUUUUUACCGGACAUUCUUUUGGUGCAGCUAUGGCAAAUAUAAGUUCCUUUUAUUUAACAAAAAUACUGAAUGUUAAAAAUAAUCCUAAAAUAAAAAUAUAUGCAAUCACAUUUGGAAUGCCUAUGUUUUAUGAUGAUAUAUAUUGUUAUGAGUUUAGAAAGAGCGGCGUUAUUACAAAUAACAUAAGUAUUAAUUAUGAUCCAGUACCUCUAAUUAUGGCAAUUCCAGGCUUAAAUGAUUUCCAUGACCCAGAAGAAGAAAAAAAAUCUACAAUAAUGUUCAGAGUGGAAGAUUUAAAGACUUUAAAUUAUGAUUUUGGUAAAAAUAUUUUUAAUGGAAAUGAAAUUUUUAGUAGUGAAAGGAAUCAACCACGUUCCAUGUUACAUUUACUUACGAAAUAUGUUUUUAACAAUAUAUUUAUAGAAUUAGGUGAACAGCAUUUCUCGCAAACCCAUUACUUUUUUUAUUAUGUAUUCUUAACCCUUGUGUCCGGUUGGACAAAUGAAGCUGAAUGGGGUACUUAUUUCUUGAUUCCUUACUUCCUCUUUGAUAUUAUUGAUUUUUCUCAUAACGAAUUGAUGACGAAGUCGCAGGAAUCAUACAAAAAGUAUAAAGAAGAUUUACUCAAAAAGUUGCAAGAUAGUAAGAAAUAUAAAGGGGCGUAG
Molecule: messenger RNA, 4701 nt
Organism: Plasmodium malariae
Lineage: Eukaryota; Apicomplexa; Aconoidasida; Haemosporida; Plasmodiidae
Product: lipase, putative
Exons: 2
Coding region: 1-4701 (1566 amino acids)
Biological process (GO): lipid metabolic process
Source: RefSeq, a predicted model, not a curated record